Molecule: messenger RNA, 762 nt
Organism: Peronospora matthiolae
Lineage: Eukaryota; Oomycota; Peronosporomycetes; Peronosporales; Peronosporaceae
Source: the annotation of a GenBank genome assembly
AUGUGUGAACAAGAAUGCAAGCACGAAGACACCAUGUGCAACGUGCCAUAUCGAAGUGCUGUCGGAGGCAUCAUGUAUCUCAUGGUCGCCACACGUCCGGAUCUAGCUGCUGCAGUGGGAUCAUUAUCCCAGUUCUCGUCCGACCCAUGCCCGACUCACUGGCAAGCUUUGAAGCGUGUGCUGAGAUACCUGCAAGCAACGCCCAAUCAUGGUCUUGAGUUUACACGUGAAGAAGGAAGCCGUAUCUGCGGGUACACCGACGCAGACUGGGCCGGCGACAUUGAGUCAAGACGAAGUACAAGCGGCUAUGUGUUCAUGAUGAGCGGAGGAUGCAUCAGCUGGAAAAGCCAGAAACAACGGACGGUCGCGCUAUCUUCAACAGAAGCAGAAUACAUGGCGCUUUCCGAAGCAACCAAAGAAGCAGUAUGGCUCAAAGUGCUUUUGGGGGAACUUGGUGAGAUGACAAGCGACGAAGCGAUCAAGAUGUAUGAAGACAACCAAGGAUCAAUCGCUCUCGCCAAGAACCCGGAGUUCCAUAAGAGAACAAAACACAUCGACAUACGCUACCAUUUUGUGCGUGAGAAGGUGGAAUCAGGUGAAGUCGUUUUGGAGUAUUGCCCGACUCAAGAUAUGCUGGCAGACAUGAUGACCAAGCCGAUCGCCGCUGUACAAAAAAAUUUGAAAACAUUCGCGAUCGACUUGGGAUCCAAGGUGCCGCAGCUAACGAGUCGAGAGGGAGUGUUGAAAAGACAGAGGCUGUGA